UUCGAUCGGGGCUGCAUUGCGACGGCGGAGUCUCUUCUCCACCAACGUUCUCCUUCGUCGGAAUCGAAGAAGUGCAGAGGCGGAGAUGGCCGGCAGCGAAAAUAAUGCCGGCAACAAAGUGAAAGUCAUAUCGCCGCUGGCGCAAUGGAGGGUCAAGAGCCUCGGGGCACACGACUACCGCCGCUCCGACGAUUUCAUGAUUGGAAGCUGGAAUUGGUGUUUAUCCGUCAAGAAUAAUAAUUCUGUAUUGUCCAUCCGGCUCAUCUCCAAGCCCAGUUGCAUCACUGAGGAUAAAUACUCCAUCGCCAAGAUCUUGAUCCGGGCCCACUGCACUGGUUCCACGAAUUCCACGAAUUGUCACUAUGCUGAAUGUAAGUCCCCUCUGUCGUUGGCUUUUCUGCACUACAUUAAAUUUCCUGGAACUACACAAUCUAGCAGUUCAUCAAUGAAAUCCACCUCGAUAUCCUGUGACAAAAAGUGAAAUGUUCGUCCCUGCCGCAUCUGACCCCAGAUCAUCACAGAGAAGUAAAUCAUGAUACCCGAACAGGCAAGUAGGGUGGGGGUGAGAUGGACAGGAUAUGGAGAUUUACGUUCCGACAGUUUCGCCAUUCGACCCCGCAUUUCCAAGUGAUAAAUAAUCACUACUUAUCAACUCUGAUGACUCGUAGGAUCCACCUCGAUAUCCUGUGAAGCCACGCAACACUUGCUAUUUUGAUUACCUCGGAUCGGUAUCAUGGUUGGCAAAAUCGACGCUCCCAAAAAAACAAAACCAAAACUAAAAUCAUCCAGGAGUGUGUGGAAUCGAUUGGAGCAGGAUCGAUAUGAUCAUACCACGUUACAAUGAGUCAAUGAUUCUACACAUUGAAAUAUCUGAUUGAAUGAUGAGAUCUAUAGUAUAUUAAAACAAAAUUUAUAUUUAUUUAGAUAUGUAUAUUUGUAACGAAAUAAAACUCAUAACGGCUAAUUUUA
Molecule: messenger RNA, 969 nt
Organism: Zingiber officinale
Lineage: Eukaryota; Viridiplantae; Streptophyta; Magnoliopsida; Zingiberales; Zingiberaceae
Product: BTB/POZ domain-containing protein At1g21780-like
Exons: 2
Coding region: 86-481 (131 amino acids)
Source: RefSeq, a predicted model, not a curated record